Lucilia sericata (common green bottle fly) is the source of this 1251-nucleotide messenger RNA. RefSeq lists its product as uncharacterized. Lineage: Eukaryota; Metazoa; Arthropoda; Insecta; Diptera; Calliphoridae. Bases 82 to 1197 code for a protein of 371 amino acids. The transcript is spliced from 3 exons. The record is from RefSeq and is a predicted model, not a curated record.
CCUCUAGAAAAACAACUCUAUCCUCAACUAUCUCUAACCGAUUUUGUACAACGUUUGCUAAACAAACGUUGUGUGACGUUUAUGGGCUCCGGUGACUUUUAUCUGUUAAUGUCAGGCCAAAAAGGUACAGCCAUAAAUAAUUAUAUUAAAGUGGGAACACCUCAAGAAAAGGAGCCCUUAAUUUUUAAAGAUGUCCUCUCGUACGAUGAAGCCAAGCUUUCAGCCUUUUUAUCGGUUACCUCUCUAACGGAGCUAAUCAACGAUGGUAAUCGUAAUAAUAAUGGUGUUAUAGAAACAAAUGUUAAGUCCAUCGAAAGGGAAGGUAUUGUAGUGGGUAUUAUAGGAGCUAGAUUUGAAAAGCCUAUGGUUAUGGAAUAUCAAGAUAUUUUAAUAACUAAGGAACAAAAUCAAGGGAAAAGAGGUUAUGGUUUUAAUGGUGAAAAGCAGAACGUAGCAGAAGUUGAUGACGAAACGAAAAGUGCAAUUGAAUACCGAAAAUUAUGGCAGAAAUUUUACGAAAGUCCCGAUUUCUUAUACUCCCAAGUACCUGACAAUAAUCCAAGAUUUACUACUUUAGCAGCGGGCAAAUUCGACAAUGUUUUAAUGAAGAAACGUUAUGCCGUAACCUUUGACACCCUGCUGCUAGAGAGCCAGGCGAGAGCAGAAAAAUUUAAGAAACAAGCCUAUAUACAUAUAGUAGGCAUAGGUUUGGGUGUUUGGAAAAUAUCUGGAGAUCAAACUAAAAUAUUUUUGGAAUGUUUUAGCCAACGUGUUAAAUAUUUACUGCCAAAGCUGAAUAAUAUUGGUGCCCUACAUUUCUCCUGGUUCCAUAUGACAGAAUGGCGGGAUUUGAAACAUAAUGGUUUUAUCGAAUCCAAAACACAUCCCCUAGGAGGCAUUCAAACUUUUUUGUCCAAUCGUAAUCCCAAUGACAAAUUACCUCAGGAAUUUAAGGAUAUGUUAUUGGUGGUGUCAUAUGCCUGGGAUGGUAAUGCUUUGCCGGGCAAUGAAUUUUGGGUGGGUUCUUUAAGUGGAUCCAAUGAUCCUUCUACUGCCUGCAGUACCUUAAUAUCAGAACUUCAUAAUCCUCACAUUAAUGAGGAGUAUGUUAAUGGUAAAAAUUUACAUAUUGCAUCGGGGGAAUAUGGUAUCUUGCAUAUACAGGAGUUUACCAAGAAAGUUUUGGAAAGAGAGUAAAGUUUUCUAAUGGAAAUAUUUAAAUUUAUUUGAUAAAUAAAGAAACUACUUAAU